CCAGCAUUGAGACAGAAUAGCGAAGGAAGGAACGAAGGUGGGAUGUGGCCCUCUGUUUGUUCCAGCCAGCCAGCCCAUCGGGGUUUAAGGAGGUUUCCAGCCCUACCUCAAUCUCUUCUCCUACCUCCUCCUCUUCCUCCUCCUUCCUACUCCUCCUGUAACGUCCGUUUCCUCUAUUGAUACAGUGUUGCUUUAGUGCGCCUCGCAUCCUCUUGUGUUGUUGUUGUUGCAAAAUUUGUGGUGGCGGAGGACUGAGGAGAGGACGGAACCCGGAGGAGGGAGAGAUGAUGGACAUGGAUGAGCGGGAGGUGCCGUUGCAGUUGGACUUCGAGGACGAUGGCGUGGAGGAGGACGAACCCAUGGCCGACCGGGGUGCCUUCGAGCGCCAAUACGCGGACGAGCGCUCCUGGGAAGAGCUCCAGGAAGAUGAGUCGGGAAUGUUGCGCGUUGAUGUGGCGCAGCAACAGCGCCAGCACCGUAAGCGUAUGUCCGCCAUGGCGGGGCCUCGUAUUCAGCGCGGCAUCAUCCGGUACCUCUUCGUGCUGCUGGAUUUCUCGCGAGCAGCUGCGGAGAUGGAUCUUCGUCCAAGUCGCAUGGGCAUUGUGGUUGAUUGCGUGGAGGCUUUUGUCCGGGAAUUUUUCGACCAGAACCCAUUGAGCCACCUAGGGGUUAUACUGCUCAAGGAUGGGAUUGCGCACCAACUGACAGAUUUGAGCGGUAGCCCCGAGACUCACAUUCGGGCUCUUCGAAGUAACAUGGAGUCUACAGGAGAUGCUUCAAUCCAAAACGGUUUAGAUCUGGCACGGGGUUAUUUGACUCAAAUACCAAGUUACGGGCAUCGAGAAGUAUUGCUCGUCUAUUCAGCCUUGAGUACGAUUGACCCUGGAGACGUAAUGGAAACAGUGCAAGAAUGUAAAAAGGCCAAUAUUCGUUGCUCUGUCGUUGGUCUAUCAGCAGAGAUUUACAUAUGUAAACUUCUAUGUGAACAAACUGGAGGCAUGUAUUCUGUGGCCACGAACGAGGGUCAUUUGAAGGAACUUAUUAUGGAGCAUGCUCCUCCACCAGCAGCGCAAGCUGAGAUGUCCGUGGCAAGCUUAGUACGUAUGGGAUUUCCUCAGAGGGGGGCCGAAGAUGCAGUGGCCCUCUGCGCUUGUCAUAGAGAAGUGAAGAUGGGAGGAGGCUACACUUGCCCACGCUGCAAGGCCAGAGUCUGUGAGCUUCCAACCCAAUGUCACAUCUGUGGUUUAACUUUGGUUUCGUCGCCACACCUUGCGAGAUCGUAUCAUCAUCUCUUUCCUGUGUCUCCUUUCGAAGAGGUUGAGAACUUAGCGUCUGCAAAUGGACGCCAAAGUCUGUCCAAGAGUUGCUAUGGGUGCUUGCAGGAGCUUCCCACCCCAGGUGGGAAGGUGAAAGGAGUCCGCCUUGAAUGCCCGCGGUGUAGACAGCAUUUCUGCUUUGAUUGUGAUAAUUACAUUCACGAGAGUCUUCAUAAUUGCCCUGGUUGUGAAAGCAAUUCAGUCAUACUAUCACAACUUUCCCAAUAACCAAGGUGUUUGCCUGGAUCUGAACUCCA
Physcomitrium patens is the source of this 1573-nucleotide messenger RNA. RefSeq names its product general transcription factor IIH subunit 2. The record is from RefSeq and is a predicted model, not a curated record. Lineage: Eukaryota; Viridiplantae; Streptophyta; Bryopsida; Funariales; Funariaceae. Gene Ontology annotation, molecular function: zinc ion binding. Gene Ontology annotation, biological process: nucleotide-excision repair; regulation of transcription by RNA polymerase II; DNA-templated transcription. Gene Ontology annotation, cellular component: transcription factor TFIIH core complex; transcription factor TFIIH holo complex.